Molecule: messenger RNA, 989 nt
Organism: Geodia barretti
Lineage: Eukaryota; Metazoa; Porifera; Demospongiae; Tetractinellida; Geodiidae
Source: the annotation of a GenBank genome assembly
UGGUGCAGGAGGAAGGCACGUGUUCGCCAAGCAGUGUAUCGGAUAACCAAGUUAGCUAGAAGUGACACAACGUUACAACUGUCACAGGUGCAGUGCAUGGAACCACAAUACACACGUAUGUAUCUAUUUACAUACACACAGCGCACCCACCCAUACUUUGAAUACUACUCAUGCAGACUUUAUUUCACAUGGAAUGCUGCAAUACUCUCGAGUGACCACCCAAUACACAUAAAACCAGGGUGGAGAAAAUUCUAGCAUCAGUACACAGCUCUUCCCAGCCGCUGAAGAACUUCUUGCUAUAGUAAAAAUACGUACAGUGUAUGAAAAGGGAGUAAAGAUGAAAGGACUGAUCAUUAUAGCAGCCCUAGUGACCGCAGGAUAUGCGAGACCAUCAGGAGCACCAUUGGGGGCAUGUGAAUCCCUGACUCCGAGUCACGGCACCGACUCCCAGACUAACAUGUCUCCAUUCACCGUGGACCUGUCUCCAUUCCUGGUUCAUGAGGAUGGGUCUGGCUCAGGCUCUGAGCCAAGCUAUGGCUACUAUUAUAGGCCAGGAUAUACAUACCGACUGCAACUGGUUCGCCAGCCGAAUGAUACAACCAGCCUAUUUCGAGGGUUCUUUGUGCAAUCGCGCACUGCAGCAGAUGACAUGACAAGAGUUGGGACUUUUGGGGUGGUCAACUCAGUACCUGGCUCAGAUUGGACUGUGUGCCCCGACGAAUUCAAGUAUAACCCACACUAACAACGAUGAUAAGACGAUAAUGCUAAUGGACUGGACUGCACCACCAUCUGGAACCGGCGCCAUACAAUUUCGGUAAGACACUGUGUUGCAGUAGUUCCACUUAGUAUCAUACUAAAUACUUAGUGCGGCACUAGUAUUAUGGAGGUAUAAGCAAUUUACAGUACAUGGGUUUUGAUUAAGUAAACUAUUUUAUCAUAGUUUGCUGUAAAUGUUUCAAGUAAGUGGCCAUUAUAAUUCUUAUCUGUGC